AGACGGACAGAAGGCCGGAAGUGACGCCAGCUGGCCCGCUUGGGGCGUAGGGGGUGGCGCUCUGUGCUCGGUGGCGCUCUGUGCCCAUGGCGCACAUUACCAUCAACCAGUACCUGCAGCAGGUGUAUGAAGCCAUCGAUACCAGAGAUGGAGCAUCUUGUGCAGAGUUGGUGUCUUUUAAACAUCCUCAUGUUGCAAACCCACGACUUCAAAUGGCCUCUCCAGAGGAGAAGUGUCAACAAGUCUUGGAACCCCCUUAUGAUGAAAUGUUUGCAGCUCAUUUAAGGUGCACUUACGCAGUGGGGAAUCAUGACUUCAUAGAGGCGUACAAGUGCCAGACCGUGAUCGUUCAAUAUCCUUUGUCAUUCAUGGCAGCUAUCCGGCGUAGAACACAUGCAGUGGAUUACUUGGGACUUGAGACCCGGAAACAUUGGGCCAGUUGCUCAUUUCUGCAGUUAGAAAGGAAUGACGGUGUUUUGGAAGAGAAACUCUUUUCAGCUCUUUCACUCGGUACAUCAUUCUUGCGAGCAUUCCAGGCCCACAAAGAAGAAAACUGGGCUCUGCCUGUCAUGUAUGCAGUAGCGCUUGACCUUCGAGUGUUUGCUAAUAAUGCAGAUCAACAGUUGGUAAAGAAAGGAAAAAGCAAAGUUGGGGACAUGUUGGAAAAAGCAGCCGAGUUACUGAUGAGCUGUUUCCGGGUCUGUGCCAGCGACACCCGUGCUGGUAUAGAGGACUCUAAGAAGUGGGGCAUGCUGUUUCUGGUGAAUCAGUUGUUUAAAAUCUACUUCAAGAUCAACAAACUCCAUUUAUGUAAACCCCUAAUUAGAGCAAUUGACAGCUCAAACCUGAAAGACGAUUACAGCACUGCACAAAGAGUAACAUACAAAUACUACGUUGGACGCAAGGCCAUGUUUGACAGUGACUUUAAGCAAGCCGAGGAGUACCUGUCGUUUGCCUUUGAGCAUUGUCACCGUUCUAGUCAAAAGAACAAAAGGAUGAUUCUGAUCUAUUUGCUUCCAGUAAAAAUGCUAUUGGGUCACAUGCCCACUGUUGAGCUCCUGAAAAAGUAUCACCUGAUGCAGUUUGCGGAAGUAACCAGAGCUGUGAGCGAGGGCAACCUGCUGCUGCUGCACGAGGCGCUGGCGAAGCAUGAGGCCUUCUUCAUUCGCUGUGGGAUCUUCCUCAUCCUGGAGAAACUGAAGAUUAUCACCUACAGGAACCUCUUUAAGAAAGUGUAUUUGUUACUGAAAACACACCAGCUGUCUCUGGAUGCUUUUCUGGUUGCCUUGAAAUUCAUGCAGGUGGAGGACGUGGACAUUGACGAAGUUCAGUGUAUUCUGGCUAACUUGAUAUACAUGGGCCACAUCAAAGGGUACAUAUCGCAUCAGCAUCAGAAGCUAGUGGUCAGCAAGCAGAACCCAUUUCCUCCGCUGUCCACAGUGUGUUGAAUGUAUACGUAGCCCUGAGGACGGGUGAGCUGUUGUUUCUUUCCAUUUUGGUUGUGCUGAUGAGACCGGUCCGGCACUGCGACAAGGCUCCCUGAAGCCGGAACUCUGGGAGGCGCUUCUCCCAGGGAUGCUGAGGCUGAGAUUGUCAGCACACCCGAGUCAGUCUCCUUCGUUUGUAACUAAUUUCAGCCUGAUGAAAACCUGGAAUUCCUUUUUCACAAAACUCAGCUGGUUCUGGAGUCUUUGUGAAACUUCUUUGAAGGAGGCUUUGCGUGAAGGCAGCUCCGGCUCACUUUUCCUAAGUGUGGUUCCUGAAGGCUGUCUUUGUAACUUUUUGUAGUUCUUUGUAUAAAAAGGGUAUUCUGAAUUUAUACACAUGGCAUGUUCUUCAUUAUAUCUUCCAGGAUACAUCUAUUUUUAUAUAUUAAAUUUGAAUAUGUUAUCAAAAUGCUUGGUUAACUUAAGGCAUCUUUUUAAAAGCAGAAUUUAAUUUGAUUUAAAUUUCCAGAUUUUAUAGCUUGCCCGUAUGGAUGCUCCUCAAUUUAUGAUGGGGUUACAUCCCAAUAAACUUACUUUAUUUACCUUUGC
Rhinopithecus roxellana (golden snub-nosed monkey) is the source of this 2036-nucleotide messenger RNA. RefSeq names its product PCI domain containing 2 (gene PCID2). The transcript has 14 exons. Gene Ontology annotation, biological process: poly(A)+ mRNA export from nucleus; transcription elongation by RNA polymerase II; post-transcriptional tethering of RNA polymerase II gene DNA at nuclear periphery. The record is from RefSeq and is a predicted model, not a curated record. Lineage: Eukaryota; Metazoa; Chordata; Mammalia; Primates; Cercopithecidae. The coding region runs from base 87 to 1448 and encodes 453 amino acids. Gene Ontology annotation, molecular function: double-stranded DNA binding; RNA binding. Gene Ontology annotation, cellular component: transcription export complex 2.